CGGGACAUGGGGGGGGGUGUGGAAUCGAUUCCCUUAAAAUCUCACCGAAUCGAUUGCCUGGCACGGGGAAGGCAACGUAAGGGCUGCUGGGCGAUGGCGGCCGGCGGCGUGGACACGAAGCAGGGCGACUUCGAGGAGGACGCCUCGCAGCUGCAGUUCCCCAAGGAGUUUGAGAACGCGGAGACGCUGCUCAUCUCCGAGGUGCACAUGCUGCUGGAGCACCGCAAGCAGCAGAACGAGAGCGCCGAGGACGAGCAGGAGCUGUCCGAGCUCUUCAUGAAGACGCUCAACUACACGGGCCGCUUCAGCCGCUUCAAGAACCGCGAGACCAUCGCCAGCGUGCGCAGUUUGCUGCUGCAGAAGAAGCUGCACAAGUUUGAGCUGGCGAGUCUGGCCAACCUGUGUCCUGAGACAGCUGAGGAGGCCAAGGCUCUCAUCCCCAGCCUGGAGGGUCGAUUCGAGGACGAUGAACUGCAGCAGAUACUGGACGACAUUCAGACGAAACGGAGCUUCCAGUACUGAGGUGGAUGGCAGAAUUGCAAAGUCACCUGACGUCUCACUCCGUACACCACUGCCUGAUGAUGUAAAAAAAAAACGCAUCUUCACUGAACGCGUUCAACUGAGUGUAUACUUGUUUAACACGUGGCUUUGUUAAAAGCUGGUGGGGGGUGGGGAUGAGCAAAACAAAAUAAAAUUGUCGAGAUGCAGCAGCGAGAGAUUUAAUCUAGAGAUGCUGCUUUAGAGGAGAUAGGGGUACAUGGAAUGGGAACAUUUGUGAAGGCAAAUUAGCCAGAUACAUUUGCCUGCCUCAAACGAAAAUGCAGCCCUUUCAUUACAGGAAGGAAAGUACUUAUCACCUGGCUAAUACUUUGUAUAUAUGGGUGCAAAAUGUUGCAUAUAAAAAAUUAUCGAAGGGUCCUGCAUUGGGCUUUUAUUUUAAAGAUGUUUUCAGCCAAUUAAUGUUUAUUGAUACAAGUGGGAGGAAACCCACGAGUGCGAGGGCACAACACUCUUCCCCAAUACAGAUGGCAACACAUGGCGGUGAGUCUAGUACCGAUCUAUGGCGAGCCAGGGUACGGCACUUCCUCGACGCCCAUGGGAAGAGAGUCUCGCAACAUCUGUGCGAUCCUCCGACCCUCGCCCCCACAGUGCUGCAUUACAGGCAUGCGCUACCACCGCCCAACUCGGUCAAUCAUCCUGAUGAAGUCUAUAAGUAUGAACCACUGUUGAGAAAAUUGCUUUUCCUAUGGAAACGUUGAAUUUCCACAAAAGCUUAGGGUCACUAAUUGGUGAUGAUCGUACCACUGAUACUAGCACCAUUGGGUUUAUCGUUCAAUCGCUAUCAAUCCAGCAUUGAAAUGUGUGCACUGCAGUGAGUUGCCGGAUCGCUUGUGGGUAGACGUGAUCACCUUGCCACCGAGUACAGAAGAAACUACCCUCAACUACAGUGGUCCUUUGUCGGGGUCGAACCCACAACAUCCUGUAUACCAGGUGAGGCAGUUAACAUCUCGCCACCACGGCGCCCAAUUUUUCAUCAUUAGUUCAUUAAAACCAGGCUGCAUAGAAUGAUAUUCCCCAAUUGAAAAACCACAGGUGAUAGGGAGCCGGUUGAACAUUCUGCGAUGUGUAGCAGUGGUGGUUGACGCAGAUCAAUACCGUAAUCAAAGACAUUCUACAUCCGUCACCGUCGCCUUUUAUCCAUUACAAACAUUGGUCGAUUAUUAAGAAAUGUAUUUGUAUUUCUUUGUGAUAAAAUAAAGUUCAUUGGUCAUGCCUCGGGCAACUCUAAAGACCGUUGCCAGAAUGGCUGCGCAGAAUGCAGUCCAGGUUUUUCUUCGUGUGUUACAUCACAGUAUUUACUAUUCAGUACAAAGCAGUUUUAUGGGAAUGUCACCAUUUUUGUGAAGUUAUGAAGAUUUUCUGAACGACUGAAAAGUGUAAAUUAUUCUAUUUCUUACAUUUGAAUAAAAAAAAA
Molecule: messenger RNA, 1975 nt
Organism: Lethenteron reissneri (Far Eastern brook lamprey)
Lineage: Eukaryota; Metazoa; Chordata; Hyperoartia; Petromyzontiformes; Petromyzontidae
Gene: POLR2D
Product: RNA polymerase II subunit D
Biological process (GO): DNA-templated transcription initiation
Cellular component (GO): RNA polymerase complex
Molecular function (GO): nucleotide binding
Source: RefSeq, a predicted model, not a curated record